Saxophila tyrrhenica is the source of this 393-nucleotide messenger RNA. RefSeq lists its product as uncharacterized. The record is from RefSeq and is a predicted model, not a curated record. Lineage: Eukaryota; Fungi; Ascomycota; Dothideomycetes; Mycosphaerellales; Extremaceae. The transcript is spliced from 2 exons. Bases 1 to 393 code for a protein of 130 amino acids.
AUGCGAAGUAGGAAACGCCACUUCUCUCUUCCUUACCGUGGUCUAACGGCCUUGCAGAAUAACAGCGGACUCUGGGUCUGCAACGAUCAAGAUGCCGACAUUACGGUGAAUAUGUAUGUAUGGGUCUCUUCGGUCGCGGAGACAAUACUCUUGUCCUGCUCGGAAGACGAAGGCCCGGUCUCGGGAAGGCUUUACGCGGACGACCAAGGCGGCUACAACGUCAACGUCGGGUUCUGCGAUGCUACGGACCCCGAAGAUGUUGGUCCUUCAGCUUAUGCCGACGACUGGCCAGGACCUGUCGGAACGCCAACCUUACAGUGCGACGAUGGUGGUGCGGAACCCUGUGCCACCACUGUGAACCCUUGGGACGUGGAGGGUUCUGGGGCCGCUUGA